GCCAAGAACUUUGAUUAAACCAAGCAGGUAGUUGCCUACUCCACGAUCUAGGGCAAUAUUAGAUCUACGAUUGUCUGCCUUGUACAUCAAUCACAGAAAUGUGGCUGUGAAACUCUGAUAAGUUAUUGCCAUAGAACAACACGGUGGAAAACAGGUAUUCCAGGUCCCCGAGCGACGCGACGAUGAAGCUCGUGCGUCACCACAUGAGUGACGUAGCCUGCAUAUCUCUCUUGCCCUCACAAUCGCUUCGUACAUAGGCGCUGUUAAACCUAACAUUCGAAAACAUCAACAAAGUUGAACUUAGUCCCUUCUAUCAAUCAUGCCGCCAAAACAAACACAACAAAAAACGAAAUCAAAGUCGGAAGUUAACGCCAAUGGACAACCUCAGCAGGGCAUCCCUGAGGAUGAGAUCAAACAGAACUCUGGUGUCUCGGCCACCAUGGCAUUGCAAGCAACGCAAAAGGCCUGGGAGCUGAGACAAGCAGCGAUGGGAGCUGGCGAUGCCGAAGCACGAGAAGCAACACUUGCCAAAGCAGUCAACAAGGAAAUUGAGGCUGAAUCUUUUGGCAAAGCAGCAAAGUACGCACAGUCCGGUGCUUUCCAAGGAUUGGCUGCCGGUGCCGGGUUGGGCGUGCAACCUGGUGUUACCCUCGGCAAGCUGACUGGAGCUAUUGUUGGUGGCACAGUCUCGACAGUCACGGGACUCCUCGGUGCUGGUAUCGGCUCUGUCUACGGCGCCAUGAGGAGUGAGCCCUUGUGGAAUAUGGGAGAGAUGGCAAGUAAGGGUGUCCAAGGUGUCGUUGGUGACUUCCUCCCAGACUGGAAGGCAAGUUCGUCACAGAAGAAGGCAUUGGACAAGAUGAUCAUGCAGACCAAGGAGACACAAGCACCAAGCAAAGAAGAGUUGGAACAAAUGAAGAACGACAUGCCUGAUCAAGCACCGUCAUCCUGGUCGCAAUCAGCAAAGGAUAUGACCAGCUACUUGCCUGGUAUGCCGUCAAUGCCGAAGAUGCCGUCCAUGUCACAAGCAGGUUCUGCAGUUGGCUUGGGCGGUCUAGGAGCGUCAAUGGGAAUGGGCGGAGGAAAGCAGGAGCCAGCUCAGCAACCCAAGAAGCGAAGCCAAUCCCAACCCAAACAAAGCGACCAAGCGCCAAAGCAGCAAAAGACCUCGAGUACGCAACAGCCCAAGCAACCUCAAAAACCAAAAGAGGCACCGAGAUCAGCAACACAGAAACAACCCAACGCCACCAACACAACCUCGACGUCAAAGCCUCAAGCUGCCAAAAUGCCGACCAGCAAGCCCUCCACGACAGCCAACACGGAAAAGAAAAGGCCAAGAAAGUUGAACACAGCAAAGAGCAGUGGGACACAAUCACAACCUACAGCAUCUUCUACUUCUGCUAAGAAAGCACCGCGGAAGUUGGAGACUCGUAAACCUGCUGCCACUGCUGCUUGAGUGGUGUCUACUGAGUGGUCUUGUAAAUGAUGUAAUGUUGAAUGAUUUUCAGCCCUUGUUUGUACACAAGUAUAUAAUGUCAUGAAACCGUUUGUCCAUGUGCUCAUGUAUCGCUCACCAUUGCUCCG
Molecule: messenger RNA, 1584 nt
Organism: Aureobasidium subglaciale EXF-2481
Lineage: Eukaryota; Fungi; Ascomycota; Dothideomycetes; Dothideales; Saccotheciaceae
Exons: 2
Coding region: 320-1456 (378 amino acids)
Source: RefSeq, a predicted model, not a curated record